CUCGAUUUUCGGUAUCGGCUAAAUCCAACGAAUUCGCGGCCAUCUACACUAUCGUUACGUACGUAUCUCAUUCGUGCCAACGAUCCGUAAUGACUGUUAUCUAGGGACCUACUUCUUUAUCAUGAUCCUAUGCAGAAUAAGCACAACGAGGCGUUCGAAAGAUUUGUUUAUCUUUACGAUUUCAAGGAUAGAAACUUGACCGCCAACGUGGUGGGUAAUAUGCAAGAGCAUCUUCGCCAACUACUAGCAAUCAAAUCACAGAUAUACUCUCUUGCCACUGAGCUCGGUUUCAUUUUCGAGGGCAUCUCGCGUGUACAGGCCAGGAGGGAGGACUCAGAUAAUCUAGAAACAUUCGCUAUUCGUCUCGAUGCAGUCUCUUCUGACAUCUCGUGGAAUAUGGCGGACAGAUAGUUCUAUGAGUAAUCGGGUCUUAGUGGAUGAUCUUCAAGGCCUUAAUGGGUCACCGAAUGCAGUCU
Molecule: messenger RNA, 476 nt
Organism: Cantharellus anzutake
Lineage: Eukaryota; Fungi; Basidiomycota; Agaricomycetes; Cantharellales; Hydnaceae
Exons: 3
Coding region: 130-411 (93 amino acids)
Source: RefSeq, a predicted model, not a curated record